Messenger RNA from Prunus armeniaca (apricot), 237 nucleotides. NCBI's taxonomy places the organism in Eukaryota, Viridiplantae, Streptophyta, Magnoliopsida, Rosales, Rosaceae. The record is from the annotation of a GenBank genome assembly.
AUGGCGAAUCAACUGGCACUUGGACAUCACAGUCCUCGCAGUGAUGGCCUCGCUUCAAGAAUCCUAGGAAUGCCUGUGGAAAUGAGAGGAUUCACUCCGAGGCAAACCAGUGGUCACAGUAAUUCUUCACCUCCUCAACAAACGAUUUUUCCUAUUCCACGAGUGAAUACUUUAGCUUUUCUUGUGGUAACAACUGUGGUGCAUCCAAACAAUGGCAAUUUAAAUAGGCUCAUCUAA